AUGAAAAAGAUCACUAAAAUUGACAACAAUCGUAGUACCAAUAAAAGCACGUUUCCGCAGAAUAAAGAACUGCGCCAGAAGUGGCUCAAAAUCAUUGGGUUAGAAAAUAUCAAUCCUGAACUUAAAGUACCAAAGGUCUGUUCACAACACUUUCCAGAAUCAGCAUUCAAUAGAACCCUAGAUGUAAUAAGGCUGCGUGAUGAUGUAGUACCAUUAAUCCACCUUGCACCUUCACAGAAUACACAUGAGCCAGAUCUAUAUGAAAUUGAAACUGGCAAAGAAGAUGCAGUCUCCACGAGUUCCAUUGAGUCACAAUCACCAACCUUACCAGUGGAGCACAUAUAUAUAAGAUCUGAAAAGGUACAGCAUCAGCCAUCCAACUUGCAAAAGAAUGAAAAAAUACAAGAAUUAUGCAAAAACCAGAGAAAAGAGAUUAAAAAAUUGAGGGAACGAAUUCGUCGCCGAGACCAAAAAAUCUUAAAAAUGGAAAAUGUUAUUAAUGAUUUAAAAAAAAGAGAUUAUAUUUUCCCGCUACGCGAUGACAUUUCGUUCCUUUUUGUCUAUGCUUCUAACACGGCCUCUCCUGACUGGAGCACGUCCUCGUGCUCCUGUGUCGCACUGUCGCAUAUUUACAGCACACGCUCCGUAGCAGGGACAUCACCGCGGUUUCUGGCAGCUUGUUCAGCUGUGGACUCUAUACUGUUUGCAUCUGAGAACAUAAGAAUUGGAUCGGGACGACGGUGGUUACCGGCGGUCACAUCGAUCCAUAUUAAAUCGUUAGCGCAGGUCACAAAAAAAUAG
This is a messenger RNA of Spodoptera littoralis (African cotton leafworm), 801 nucleotides long. The record is from the annotation of a GenBank genome assembly. Lineage: Eukaryota; Metazoa; Arthropoda; Insecta; Lepidoptera; Noctuidae.